Molecule: messenger RNA, 1404 nt
Organism: Plenodomus lingam JN3
Lineage: Eukaryota; Fungi; Ascomycota; Dothideomycetes; Pleosporales; Leptosphaeriaceae
Source: RefSeq, a predicted model, not a curated record
AUGUUCCACGAAGGCACUUUACAGAGUGGCAUCGCGCUCGCGAUCCAGGAGCAGAAGCUCGUUGCUUGUUUCGUGCGCGAUGACGGCGCAACGAGCAAAGAAUGGGAGGAAGAAUGGCUACAAAGUGGAUGGCUAUCAACCCUGCUCGCCCAGAAAGCCGUCCUCUUGCGCCUUCAGGCCGGCUCGACCGAAGCAGGCUUCCUAGCAGCCUUUUCCGACAUUUCGAACAUUCCUACUUUCGUCGUCAUACAGAAUGGGCAAUUACAGGUUCAACUGAAGAGCGAUGUGACCAAGGAGGAGUUUAUCAAUUCGAUAAGGAGGGUCCUUGGGGCAGAGCCCAUUCCAGGCUCCAGUACAGCGCCAACAUUAGCGCCACAAGUAGCUACUACAGAGCCCGCUGAUAACAUGGCACCAGAGAAUGCUGAAGAUGAUCUGUUUGGACCAUCCGAGCCACAGCCGACUGUAGCAGCCACAACACAAUCAGCGAACCUAAAGGGAAAGCAGAAAGCAGCCCCAGCCCCAGAAUCCAAGUCCGAGCCUUCCACAAAAACUGUGAGCGCCGCACAACAAGCUGCUCGAGAUGCGCUACGGAAGAAGAAAAAGGAGGAAGCAGAAGAGCUAGCCCGCGUAAAAGCACGAAUAGAAGCGGACAAAGUUGCGCGCAGAGCACAAGCCGAGCAGCGCAAGGCAAACCGUCAGCAAGAGCAAAGCAGCACUCAAGCCCAAAGUGGGACGGAAAAUCAACCCCACAAAUCUUCAUCCCGAGGAUCACAAGCCAAGGUUGUGAACUUGAACGUUAGGCUAUUCGACGGACGCACAAUACGCUCUUCAUUCGCACGAACGGCGACGCUGGAGAAGGAGGUUCGGUCAUGGGUGGAUAACGAGUUCUCCAAGCUCGCCAAAGAUGAUCCGAAUAUCAACAACAAACAGCUACCUCCCUACUACUUUCGCCACAUUCUGCCCCCGCAGCCGAGCCGGGAGCUCUCUGCUGGAGAUGAGAGCCAGGCGCUGGGCGACAUCGACCUGGCACCGAGCGCCACACUGGUCCUCGUGCCAGUCAAGGGAUACACCGACGCCUACUCUGGCGCCAGCGGCGGCGGCAUCGUCGGUACGGCCACGGGCCUCGUCGGCGGUGCUUUUGGCCUGCUCUCUUCCACCGUAGGAUUCGUGGGCAGUACGCUGGGUUCCGUGAUUGGGAUUGGCGCAGCCCCCGCGCAAGCUCCUGCUGGCCAGACAACGAGUUCACACUCGAGUCAAGCUCAGCGGCAGCAACAGCCUUCCACGGCUGAGGUACCGAGUGUGCGCGUACGUACGCUGGCGGAUCAGAGGGCGAGAGAGCCGCGCGACCAGCAGUUUUAUAAUGGAAAUCAGGUAUGUGCCGGCGGGGAUGGAGUGGGACUCUGA